Messenger RNA from Microbotryum saponariae, 3105 nucleotides. Lineage: Eukaryota; Fungi; Basidiomycota; Microbotryomycetes; Microbotryales; Microbotryaceae. The record is from the annotation of a GenBank genome assembly.
AUGGCCCUCGGAGCCAAUCCGCUCGUGGGAUGGCAUCGAUUGAUGCACCGCGUCGUCGCGGCGGCCAGCAACGGUGCGACCAGUCCGUCUUCAUUACUAGUAGCGCUCGCCGUACCAAUUCGUAAGUGCUAUCCUUGCUUCGAUCAAGCACCCCUACGGCCGCCUCUCCAUCUCCCAAGGAGCAGAUUACACGAGCUCCUUCUCCAUCGCUGUGGUCGAGCCCAUCGCCAGCCUUCGCUACCCCGUGCGUGCCUUCGAAGGCUUCGAUGGAGAGGUCUGUCUCGCUCAAAUCCAGUUCGUUCGGAUGACGUCGUUCGUCCAAGUCGUGUUGCCGCGCAUUUAGCCGCCUCGAGCGUUUGGAUCGAUCGAGCAUGUGGUGCCAUCGCUGGUCUCGGAAGCGACAUUUUCAUAAAAUAUCUUUUUGGCCCGCCAUUCUAUCACGAGAUGCGCUCUCCUCGUGCGCUCCGUUUCGGCCACGAGCGGAGAGACUCUUCGGCGCUGACCCUUGGCGCUCGUCUCACACAGGCGCUGCGGCUCGGCCCGAAUCGCCAUCCUCGAUCUUCGUCCGCAACAACUCUUCAUGGAGCCAGUGUGGUCGAUCGAACUCGUUGUCGGCGAUCCCGAGAGCCCGUGGGACCGGCGGUGUGUUGCAGGCAACUCGAACCUUCCAGUCGUUCGCUUCCGUUCGCAACGUCCCAGCAUCGACGGCUCCUUCGACACAGGCUUCUAUCCCCUCCAAACCCGCGAGCGGACCGGCUUCAUCGACCUCCACAACUUCUUCGCUUUCCCGUGGCCGACAUAGCUACGCAAGACAGCUUCUACGACUCCGAGUCGAGCUCGCGCUGCUUCGACGACGGCUACCCCCGCUCAAACCUACUCGUCGAUCAUUAGCGGUGACCCUGGCGGCCGUAGCGGUUGUUCUGACUUUACUAUACAACCUCUCUGCCCCAUUCCGACGGCUUGUGAUUGCCAUCGAUCGAUGCUCGCGCGUCGGAAUCGCCGUCGCACAAUGCAUCGUCGACUACAAAAUCUUGUUCCGGGGCGAGUGGCCCGAUACGCCCGAGGGGCAGCAACAACGCCAUCAGGCCUACGAGGAUUGUCACACAAAAUGCGCUGUGAGGAUUCGCGAAGUGCUCAAGAAGAACGGUGGCAUCUACAUCAAAGUCGGUUAACCCAGUCGAUUCAUCUCGAUUUGUCUCGUUGCUCUGCUGAUUUUGUACCACGCGAGUCCUGUGCAGCUUGGGCAACAUCUGUCGUCGGUCCAGCUGAUUCCACUACCGUGGUCUCAAGCAAUGAUCCCUCUUCAAGACCAGUGCAAAGCGACACCGCUCGCCGAAUUGCAACAGCUCUUCCUCGACGAUGCAGGCGCUCCUCUCUCGACCUUCUUCUCCUCGUUCGAUCCAAACCCCAUCGGGGUCGCUAGCUUGGCCCAGGUCCAUCGCGCCAUCCUCCGUGAUACGGGUGAACAGAUCGCUGUCAAGGUUAUGCAUCCCGAUCUCGAGUAAGUUCAAUGCACGCAAUCUUGAUUGAUAGCUUUCUGGCCGAGCUCAUUCCAAUGAUGUGGUCCCCCCGAAAUCAAUCAGAGAAUUUUCCCAAAUUGACAUGAAAACCACGACUUUGAUGCUCCGGGUCGUCAAGAGCAUGUUUCCUUCGUUCGAAUUCACCUGGCUGGGCGAAGAGAUGGAAGAAAACUUGCCGCUGGAGAUGGACUUCAGUGAGGCACUCCGCCCAUUGGAUUCGCAGCAGAGGUGGUGCAACUGGCUGACGCUGGUCGUUUGAACUUUAUCCAGGGCACGAAGCUGCGAACGCGUCGAGGUGCCAAGCCGAUUUUUCGGACUUGAAAACGACAAGCCUAGUCAUUCCAAGGGUCAUCUGGGCGAAGAAGAGGGUCAUGGUGAUGCAGUUCAUCGAGGGUGCUCGAAUCGACGAUCUUGCGUACCUCGAGGCGCAUCAAAUCGACCGGAAUGAGGUGUCGAAGGAACUCUCAAGGAUAUUCUCAAGAAUGAUCUAUAUAAUCGGGUACGCCUAUUCUAUCGCAUGUCGCUCAUCUUCUCUUCCAAGUUAUUUUGGGAUGCUGCUAACCAUCAUCCAGGUUCUGCUUACCGUUCAAAGGUUCUUCCACGCCGAUCCUCACGGCGGCAACUUGCUGAUCCGCCCUGCCCAGCCUGGGAGUCGGUCGCGCAGUAAUUUUGAAAUCGUGCUUCUCGAUCACGGUACGACGGCUUGCUCCAUGACCUCUUACCAGAUGAUCUGCAUAUGUCUUACGCCGACCUUUUCUGCCUCCACAGGUCUUUACUUUGAAAUGGACUCCCCGCUCCGCGUGGCUUACGCGCGGCUAUGGCUCGCGCUCAUCUCCCCAUCCUCCCCGAAAGUCGAGGCCGACCGACGGAAAUAUGCCUACUUGGCCGGCAACAUCGACGACGAACUUUACCCCAUUUUCCAAGCCGCAAUCACGGGGCGAGCCGCACUGGAUGACCCUUACGCGGUCCGAGGGGACGAAGGAGGCAAGAAGGGUUCGGUGAUGGAGUUAGGAGAGCACACGCUGGAUGAGCAAAAGAGGAUGAGGCACACCAUUGCCGAGACAGAGGGCUUGAUGACGAGCAUUUUUGACCUGCUGAGGUGAGCUUGGAUGCCUUCACCUCCAAGAGUUUCGAGACUUAUUGAACCCAUCGGGAUGGUGUUGCAGGCGAGUGCCGCGGAGGAUUUUAAUGGUACUCAAGGUCAAUGACCUGGCUCGGUAAGUCGUGUCCGAGCUGUUCUUGCUUCUGGCUCACUUGUUCCUCGGGUCUGAUCGACAUUUUCUCUUCCACUGGUGAAUCCAGGGCACUGGAUACCUCGCUCCAUACCACCCACUCCCCAGCCCGCAUCUUCAUGAUCGUGGCCGAAUACUGCAAUCUUGCGGCCUAUCUUGAUGAUCUGGCCCAGCUCCGAACGCGGUAUCAUUCGCGGGGCCUCUCAUUCGGUCUUGGUUGGGGAUCGAUUCGAGCGUGGACCCGCUAUCAGAGCUGGAAUCUUACUCUAGCGAUCGCAAUGUGGUGGACAGACUUGAAGGCUAGGUGGAGUAGUCCACGACACGGAGAAGCGAUAGCUAUGGCGUUUGUGUAG